CGACACGCCUGUCCCCCGUCGGGCACGCGCCUCCUCGGGCACCAGCAGAGUAUAAAGUGAGGUGCGCGCGCACGGGGCUCAGCAGUGAACCGGUGACCGGCGGCGGUGGAGCAGCUGCAGAGACCUGACCGACAUGAGCUCUGCGCACCUGGCCGCGCUGGAAGCUUCUUCUCUCCGGGAGCGCAGGAGGUGAUGCGCGCUGCGGGACUCGGGUGGGAACUGUUACCGGAGAGGAUGGAGCCGUCGAACCACAACAACACGUCCUCCUGGAACCGGUCCGCCGGACAGGAGCGGUUCAGCAGCCUGGAUGACAUCGACGUGCCGGCGGACGGCUCCCCGACGCUGCGCAUCCUCAUCUCCAUCGUGUACUCGGUGGUGUGCGCCGCCGGGCUGGUCGGGAACCUGCUGGUGUUCUUCCUGAUGAAAGUGCGCCGGGGCAGGAAGAAACGCUCCAGCAUCAACCUGUUCAUCCUCAACCUGGCCGUGACGGACUUCCAGUUCGUGCUGACCCUCCCGUUCUGGGCGGUGGACACGGCUCUGGACUUCAGCUGGCCGUUUGGAAAUGCCAUGUGUAAGAUCAUCCUCUCCGUGACGGUGAUGAACAUGUACGCCAGCGUGUUUUUCCUCACCGCCAUGAGCGUCACCAGGUACUGGUCGGUGGCCUCGGCGCUGAAGGACCGGACCCGGCGCCGCGUGUGUCCGGUGCGCUGGGUGAUCGCCGGGCUGUGGGUGUCCGCCACGGUGGCCUCUCUGCCCACCGCAAUAUUCUCCACGGUGAAGAGCGUGGCCGGGGAGAGGCUGUGCCUGCUGGGGUUCCCGGACGGCCAGUCGUGGCUGGCGCUGUAUCACCUCCAGAAGAUCCUGGUGGCCUUCGUGUUCCCCAUGCUGAUUGUCACCGUGUGCUACCUGAUGCUGCUGCGCUUCGUCCGCCUGCGCAGCAUGAACAACAACCAGGUGAAGCGGAGGUCCCGGGUGACGCGCUCCGUCACCAUCGUCGUCCUCUCCUUCUUCAUCUGCUGGAUGCCCAACCACGCCAUCACCCUCUGGGGCGUGCUGGUGAAAUUCAACCUGGUCAACUGGGACAGGACGUACUACAUGGUGCACACGUACGUCCACCCGGUGACCGUGUGCCUGGCGCACACCAACAGCUGCCUGAACCCGGUGCUGUACUGCCUCAUGCGCCGGGAGUUCCGGAAGAAGAUGAAGGAUCUGUUCUGGAGGAUUUCCUCGCCCACCGGGACGAACACGUGCCCCCUGCGGCCGUUCUCCGGGACGGUGCGAGCGGAGCCGGACGAUUCACACAUCGCCAUCCCGCUGAACAACGUGGAGACGGAGAACUGCAGACUGUCUGUUUUAACGGACCAGUGCGACACGGACGCGCUGCAGAGGUGAAGCAGAGGAGAGAAUUCUGUGUUUCAGUCUGUCUCACUGUAAAGCUGUUCAUUUCACCUCUCGUCACUGAGCUCAUCGUGUUGGAGAGUCAUGUUCACAGGACGGCUGCAGGUCGUGUAUUAGAUGUUUCUGACUUUUCAUCAAAUGAAUUUUAUACAUUUUAUCACAGUUUAAACAUGUCAAACAUAAAGGAGAAAAAAUUACAAGCGCGCGUAAAUUGCGCACCUGGAACGCGCCGUGCGUAAAACCAUCCGGCUGCGCUUCUGCUUCGCCUGACCGGGAUGUCACGUCACUGCGCUGCUGAUUGUGUUCGGAAACUUUAUUGUUCUUUACUAUAAACGGAGUUCAGGCUCAGUGUGCCAUCCGAUGCUGCUUCGCUCUCUGUGCAGGCUGAAGGUUCAGCUGCUGCUUCAGACUCAUUCUGUGGAGUGUUGUGGAUGUUCGCUGUGGCUGAUGUGUAAAAUGUACAAGCUUGAGUCAGUGAAUGUUAAGAAAAAAAAGAAAAAAAAACUGCCAGUGCAACCUUAAAAACAAUGUUUGGAGAAUAAAAUCAUUCAUUUGCGUUGUUAUUGA
Molecule: messenger RNA, 1965 nt
Organism: Acanthopagrus latus (yellowfin seabream)
Lineage: Eukaryota; Metazoa; Chordata; Actinopteri; Spariformes; Sparidae
Gene: rxfp3.3b
Product: relaxin family peptide receptor 3.3b
Exons: 1
Coding region: 193-1392 (399 amino acids)
Biological process (GO): G protein-coupled receptor signaling pathway; immune response
Cellular component (GO): membrane
Molecular function (GO): bradykinin receptor activity
Source: RefSeq, a predicted model, not a curated record